Fusarium sp. VM40 is the source of this 1173-nucleotide messenger RNA. The record is from the annotation of a GenBank genome assembly. NCBI's taxonomy places the organism in Eukaryota, Fungi, Ascomycota, Sordariomycetes, Hypocreales, Nectriaceae.
AUGCGAGGCCAAUUACCGCUGUCAAGAGCGACGAGAGGACUCCGGCUGCGGGCAUUGCCUUCGUAUACUUGCACCCAGUGCAGGUCUAUUCAGAUCAGCGCUGCGCCGAGCACUGAAGCGCCCAAGGUUGGUGGUGAUGCCUUCGGAGCUCUUGAGACGAGGGAUCCUGCGGAUGCUCGAUUCGAGGUUCUAGGUUCGCCAUAUUCGCUACUGUCUGUGACCCUGUCGGCAUCGCAGAAGCUUUACACUCGGAGGGGCACAUUGGUUGCUGUCGCCGGCAAGCCUGAGAAUGCUCAAUCCACUCUCUCGAUCCUCAACCCGAUUACACGAGCCUUCCUCGGCGUUCCCUUCCUUUACCAGCGCAUCUCAGCAACGACACCAAUCACAGCAUUGAUCUCGACAAAGUCACCCACGACCUCUUUUACGGUUCUUCACCUCGAUGGAACGACGGACUGGAUGGUUUCACAGAGGAACGCGCUACUGGCUUGGACGGGACAUACUCUUGCGCCGUCGGCGCGCAUCCAGAGCAGGCUUACACUCGCCCACUGGGGUAACACCCUCUUGACUGGACGAGGUCUUGCUGCUCUAUCAGCGCCGGGACAGAUCUACGAGCUUACUCUUAAGGAGGGAGAGGAGUUUGUGGCGCAUCCUGGCAGCGUUGUGGCUUAUUCUGUCAACCGAUAUCCCCCACAGCCUUUCCGCUUCAAGAGCAAUAGUCUACAACUCCAGGUGCCGUCGCUGUCGAGAUGGAUCUCGGAGCCUGAGUGGGUAAAGACUGUUCGCAACUCGGAGGUCUGGAAGUAUCUGGCACGGGCCCUUUACAGCAUGCGAACAGCAACUCGACGAACUAUUUGGGGUGAUCGUCUAUUCCUUCAGUUCCAUGGUCCUGCAAAGGUUCUCAUCUCAAGUCGAGGCGUGCGCGCCGCAGACGUGCUCAGCAACAAGCAAGUGAACGAGAUAGCUGAUGCUCAACCUGGCGUGCUCUCCCAGGCUGUUGAGUUGACCAACAAGACCAAGUUGACAGACGGCUCCGAGAGCAAGCCCGCCGCUAUUGAGAGUGCUAAGCAUGACCUGGCUGAUAAGUCUGUGACUGGCAUCCACGUUGCUGCAGUUGAGAAGGAUGGUAAGGUCAAGUUCGAAGACAACAAGGAUCUUAAAGAGUUUAUCCGAUGA